AUGGGCACCGGCCCGUUGGUGGGCCCUUGCAGCGGGCGAGUUGAUAAGAGGUGGAACCAAACAUCACGUGUGUCUCCACGUGUCUGUGUUCUGCGCGCUUCCAUUCUGUCUCCCGCCUGGAACUCACCGACCCCACCUAAAUUUUCGUUAUCGUUAUCGGUUCCCGCGCAGGAGUAUUUGAACUCUCCAUUUGUCGCCAACGCAACCUUAUUUUUUCUUCCCUUCCUCAGAAACCAACAAUCGCAAGCGCCGCGAUUCUCUCGAGCUCACGCAUUCCUUCGAUUGUUACGCCGGGUGCGCAAUGAUUUAAUGUCUGCCGAGCUGGCAGGAACCGCUUCAUUGCGUGUUCAUAUAUCUGCCCGCAGCAUCUUGCUUCUUCUUGGAGGCAAGGCUGUGCGACAUCCUGUCAAAUCUUCCACACGCGAUCACAGCAUUCACGGUAGGUCAACGACAACUGCCAUGGCAAUCAACGAGACCGAAACAGAAUCUUCUCGAGCCUGGCUCUCUGCAUACAUAAAGGUGUUUUCGUGUCCUUCCGUUGCUUCUGCUUUCUCUUCCUGA
Messenger RNA from Sordaria macrospora k-hell, 561 nucleotides. RefSeq lists its product as uncharacterized. The record is from RefSeq and is a predicted model, not a curated record. NCBI's taxonomy places the organism in Eukaryota, Fungi, Ascomycota, Sordariomycetes, Sordariales, Sordariaceae.